This is a messenger RNA of Anopheles stephensi (Asian malaria mosquito), 4377 nucleotides long. RefSeq lists its product as uncharacterized. The transcript is spliced from 5 exons. The record is from RefSeq and is a predicted model, not a curated record. Gene Ontology annotation, biological process: DNA integration. The coding region runs from base 1 to 4377 and encodes 1458 amino acids. NCBI's taxonomy places the organism in Eukaryota, Metazoa, Arthropoda, Insecta, Diptera, Culicidae. Gene Ontology annotation, molecular function: nucleic acid binding.
AUGGCGAAACAAUUAAAAACGUUUCUACUGAAAAAACGCCAAGCUGCCGAGCUAAUUAAAACCGUGGAACAGUUCACCAGUGAAUAUACCGAUGAUAGAGUGAGUGAAGUAUCAGUGUGUCUAGACCAGCUGGAAAGGUAUUACGAAGAUUUUCUCCAGGCAAGCGCGAAAGUUUCGGAGCUAGAUGAGGAUGGGGCGGAAACGUAUGUGGCGGAACGUUGCGAAAUGGACACGCGUUACCGACGCGUGAAGGGUUUCCUUCUACGAAGGCAACCCUCGAACCCGGGUGUGAGUGAUUCGGUGUUGAUCGCGAAUUCAACGAUGAAUACUACGGGACGAUCGAGUGCUGUGAAUGUGCGUCUGCCGAAAAUCGAAUUACCUACGUUUGAUGGUGAUUCUACCAAGUGGCUUACUUUCCGGGACCGAUUUGUAGCUAUGAUUGAUUCUUCCGCGGACAUUCCUAACAUCAUGAAGCUGCAAUAUCUGCUGUCGUCGUUAAAGGGUGAUGCUGGAUUGCUCUUCGAGCAUACCACCUUAACAGCAGAUAAUUACGACGUGACGUGGACUGCCUUGCUGAAGCGUUACGACAACCCGCGUACGCUUGUUCGCGAGUACUACCGGAAGAUUCAUCACCUACCGACAAAACUCGACGAGCCCGUUGAGUACUGGGAUACGCCGCUCGCCAACCUCUUGUUGAUGAAACUGGACACGGCGACCAUCUUGGCUUGGGAAAACCAUUCAGCACAGCACACGAAAGAUAAGUACAAGGAGUUAGUAGAUUUCCUUCAUAGUCGUGUCCGAAUCCUUAAGUCAACGCGUCGCUAUGUCGUGUCGUUGCCGCGAAAUGCCAAACCGGAGAAAGUCCUGGGUUUGUCAAGGGAUAUAGCAGAUCGGCGUUUGUUGGGAGUUGAACGGCGGCUAAAGGCCAAUCCUGUAAUGGAAAAGGAGUAUAAAAGGUUCAUGGUAGAAUACGAGCAGUUGGGACACAUGGUGAAACUCACCGAACCUGUCGACGAUAGUGAGCCGCACUGCUACAUCCCUCAUCAUGCCGUGAUUAAGGAGUCGAGUUCUUCAACCAAGGUUCGUGUUGUUUUCGAUGCAUCCUGCAAAACAACAUCGGGCUACUCCUUGAACGACACUUUACUCAUUGGCCCAACGGUACAAGAUGAUCUGCUCACAAUCAUCUUGCGAUUCAGGAAGCAUUCUGUCGCAUUAGUGGCAGACGUGGAGAAGAUGUACAGGCAGAUCCUGCAUUAUGAUAAAGAUCGAAAACUGCUACGCAUUCGAUAUCGGGAACGUUCAACCGAACCAAUAGCAACGUAUGAGCUACAAACGGUGACCUACGGUACCGCAUCAGCUCCGUUCUUGGCCACUCGUACGUUGCAACAAAUCGCGCAUGACAACAAACAGGAGUACCCCAAAGCCGUAGACCCGGUUCUGCAUGAUUUUUAUGUGGAUGACUUGCUGACUGGUGCAGCAAGUGUUUCAGAAGCCAUCGAGACACGUAAACAGAUAUCAUCGAUGUUGGAAUCAGCGGGCUUCUCACUAAAGAAAUGGGCGUCGAACAUACCGGCUGCGCUUGAUGGUGUUCCAAGCGCCGAUUUGGCCAUCAAAUCAGUUCUAGACUGGCAAGAAGACCAAGCAGUCUCAACACUGGGCUUGGUUUGGGAACCAUCCAACGAUAUGUUUCGGUUUCGGGUGGAUUUGCCAACCCCUGCAGAAGAGCUGACACGAUGCCUGGUGUUAUCAUACACGGCCAGAAUCUUCGAUCCUCUUGGUCUGUUGGGACCAACGGUGAUACUCGCCAAGAUGUUCCUGCAACGCCUAUGGGGAUUGAAGCACGAGGGGAAGACGCUGGACUGGAAUCGUCCGCUACCAGCGGAGAUUCAGGAAGAGUGGAGGAGGUUCCACUCAACGCUCUAUGUGUUACGCGAACUGCGAGUACCUCGAUUGGUGGCACAUAGCAAUCCGGAAAAGCUGCAGCUGCAUCUCUUCGCGGAUGCAUCUCAAGGAGCCUAUGGAGCAUGUUGUUACGUACGCUCGGAUUCGACACGGGGCUCUACGGUUAGAUUGCUAGCGGCUAAGUCCAAGGUGGUGUCCCUCUCAAACACACAUUCCAUCGCCAGAUUAGAACUGUGUGCAGCACGGCUAGCAGUACACCUGUUCCAGAAGGUGAUUCGAGCACUCAACGUUUCAUCGUCGACGGUUAUCUGUUGGACAGAUUCCAUGACCGUCAUGCAUUGGCUCAAAUCAUCACCUCGUCGAUGGAAGCCGUUCGUCGCCAACAGGGUGGCGCAAAUACAAGAGGAGACCCGAAUUUCAUGCUGGCGUCAUGUUCCUGGUAGCGAUAACCCGGCGGAUGAUAUAUCGCGCGGGUUGAGGCCCGAAGAGUUACUGCAGUGCGAGCGAUGGUGGCAGGGGCCACGUUGGUUGUCCUACGGACAGGAAGAGUGGCCGGUGGAACCAGUACUCGCGAAAGAGAACGAGACGGACAUCGAGGAGCGGUUAGCGGUGUCCAAAAUAGUCAUCACCUCUACGACGUGUGACUUUAGCAACAUACUUUUCGCACGUUAUUCCUCGUACGGCAAGUUGCGAAGGGUUGUUGCUUAUUGCUUGCGAAUCCUCUCCAACCUCAGGGCGAGCAAGUCAACGUCGAUCAACAGCGUCAAGCGGAAUACGGACAUGAAGACGCUAUUGAGUUCCGUUCCACCGCUUACAGCGGCGGAGUUGCAGGAUGCGGAACUGAGGUUGUGUCAACGGGCACAACAUGAUUCGUUUGCGGAGGAGAUGGACGACCUGAAACGAGGAAAGCUGGUGAGCGGGAGGUCGAGACUAAAGUGGUUGUCUCCAUACCUCGACCCAAAGGGUGUGUUACGCGUCGGUGGCCGGCUUGGUAACGCCAACAUACCAGAGUCAACCAAACAUCCGAUUGUCCUCGCUGCAUCACAUCGGCUGUCGACACUACUGGUCGAGAACACUCAUCAUCAAAAGAUGCACGCAGGGCCACAAUUCAUGUUAGCAACAAUCCGGCAGAAGUUUUGGUUGAUUGGGGGCCGAAACUUAGCAAAGAGCGUGUACCAUCGAUGCCACACAUGCUUUCGGAACAAGCCAACGCUGGUGAAACAGGCGGUAGCUGAUUUGCCUAAGUCACGAGUGACACCAACGCGACCGUUUGCCGUCAGCGGCGUCGACUAUUGUGGGCCGUUUUUGUUAAAGUCGACCGUCCGCAACCGAAGCCCAACGAAGGCAUACAUCGCGAUAUUCGUAUGUUUCGCGACAAGGGCAGUCCAUAUCGAGCUGGUGAGUGAUCUCACAUCGACUGCUUUCCUAUCAGCACUACGUCGCUUUGUCGCGAGACGUGGUAAAGUAGCCGAAUUGCAUUCGGACAAUGCAACGACGUUCAAGGGCGCGGCACACGAGUUGCAUCGCAUCUAUAGGAUGCUGAAAAUCGAUGAGGGUGAUAGGAGAGCGAUCUUUGAUUGGUGCGCAGAGAACGAACUGGUAUGGAAGUUUAUCCCCCCGCGUGCGCCUCAUUUUGGAGGACUUUGGGAAGCGGCAGUUAAGUCCGCUAAAAGGCAUCUGUUAAAGACGAUAGGAGUUAGAAGUGUGACGCAAGAAAAUAUGCUUACCCUUCUGGCACAAGUUGAGCUUUGUUUAAAUUCGCGUCCAUUGAUACCAAUAUCAGAUGAGCCAACAGAUUUGGAAGCACUAACCCCGGGCCAUUUCUUGAUAGGGAGUAGCAUGCAGCAUGUACCACAAGUAGAUCUUAGCAAGAUUUCUCCGAACCGUUUGAAGGAGUACCAAUUAGUGCAAAGGCAGAUGCAAGAGAUUUGGGCACGGUGGUACCCAGAAUAUCUACAGCAGCUACAGGCCAGGGCAAAGCACGCGAACAAUACACCGGUGAAGCUAGAAGUGAACCAAUUAGUGAUCGUGAAAGAAGACAAUACCCCACCUGCAGUUUGGCCAAAAGGGCGAAUAACAGCUUUGCACCCAGGAAAAGACGGUGUAGUGAGAGUAGUAACUUUACGAGUGGGCACAGGAAAAGAAAUUGUUCGAGCCGUCAGUAGAAUCGCGUUACUACCCAAUCCAAUCGAACAGAGAGCUGCAGUCGAUACAACCACCAUCACCAUGAGAUCAAUAUUAUCGAAUAUUGCCCGAAUGUUCGAUCCCCUUGGAUUGAUCGCUCCGGUCAUUAUACGUGCGAAGCUGCUCAUGCAGGAAUUGUGGCUGCAGAAGAUCGGAUGGGACGAUCCGGUUCCCGUUCACAUCUAUAACAAAUGGAAGGCUGUUAAUGAUGAUUGGAAAGAUUUGGCUGACUUCAAACGUGAUAGACGCGUCAGAGGUAGCGUAUGGCGCCUGUAUUUACGCACGUUGUGA